Lepus europaeus (European hare) is the source of this 1637-nucleotide messenger RNA. RefSeq names its product cytochrome P450 2W1. Gene Ontology annotation, cellular component: intracellular membrane-bounded organelle; cytoplasm. Gene Ontology annotation, molecular function: heme binding; iron ion binding; oxidoreductase activity, acting on paired donors, with incorporation or reduction of molecular oxygen, reduced flavin or flavoprotein as one donor, and incorporation of one atom of oxygen. The record is from RefSeq and is a predicted model, not a curated record. NCBI's taxonomy places the organism in Eukaryota, Metazoa, Chordata, Mammalia, Lagomorpha, Leporidae. Gene Ontology annotation, biological process: xenobiotic metabolic process. The coding region runs from base 1 to 1482 and encodes 493 amino acids. The transcript has 9 exons.
AUGGCCCUGCUGCUCCUGGGGCUGCUGGGCCUCUGGGGGCUGCUGGGCCUCUGGGGGCUGUUGUGGGCCCGGGCCCGGUGCCCAUCCUCAGCCCCCCGCUGGCCCCCGGGGCCUCGGCCACUGCCGCUCAUCGGCAACCUGCACUUGCUGCGUGGGAGCCAGCAGGACUGGUCACUGAUGGAGCUCUCAGAGCGGUACGGGCCGGUGUUCACCGUCCACCUGGGGCUGCAGAAGACGGUGGUGCUGGCCGGCUACGAGGCGGUGAGGGAGGCUCUGCUGGACACCGGGCAGCAGCUGGCUGACCGCCCCCCCAUCCCCAUCUUCCACCUCAUCCAGCAAGGCGGGGGCAUCUUCUUCGCGUCCGGGGCUCGCUGGAGGGCCGCCCGCCAGUUCACCGUGCGGGCCCUGCACAGCCUGGGCGUGGGGCGGGGGCCCGUGGCCGGCAAGGUGCUGCAGGAGCUGGUGUGCCUCACACAAGAGCUGGACGGCUACAGAGGCCAGCCCUUCCCCCUGGCCCUACUCGGCUGGGCUCCCUCCAACGUCACCUUCGCGCUGCUGUUCGGCCAGCGGUUCCGCUACCAGGACCCCGUGUUCCUGGCCCUGAUGGGCCUCAUCGACGAGGUCAUGGUCCUCCUAGGGUCCCCUGGCGUCCAGCUGUUCAACGCCUGCCCCUGGCUGGGGGCCCUGCUGCAGCUGCACCGGCCGGUCCUGCGCAAGGUCGAGCAGGUCCGCGCCAUCCUCAAGACCCUCCUGGAGUCACGGCGGCCCCCCAGGCCCGGGGCAGGCCCAGUGCAGAGCUACGUGGACGCCCUGAUCCGGCAGGGCCAGGGGGAUGGCCCCCAGGGCCUGUUUGCCGAGGCCAAUGCCGUGGCCUGUACCCUGGACAUGAUCAUGGCCGGCACGGAGACCACCUCGGCUACGCUGCAGUGGGCUGUGCUGCUGAUGGCCAAGCACCCAGGAGUGCAGGGCCGCGUGCAGGAGGAGCUGGACCGUGUGCUGGGCCCCAGGGGGCAGCUCCGGCCGGAGGACCAGGGGGCCCUGCCCUACACCAGUGCGGUGCUCCACGAGGUGCAGCGCUACAUCACACUGCUGCCCCACGUGCCCCGCUGCACGGCGGCCGACACCCGGCUGGGCGGCUACCUGCUCCCCAAGGGCACACCUGUGAUCCCCCUCCUCACCUCGGUGCUCCUGGACAAGACGCAGUGGGAGACCCCGGGCCAGUUCAACCCCAACCACUUCCUGGACGCUGACGGACACUUUGUGAAACGCGCAGCCUUCCUGCCCUUCUCUGCAGGCCGCCGAGUCUGUGUCGGCGAGCGCCUGGCCAGGACGGAGCUGUUCCUGCUGUUUGGGGGCCUCCUGCAGAGGUACCGCCUGCUGCCCCCGCACGGCACCAGCCCUGCCGCCCUGGACACAGAGCCGGCCCGGGCUUUCACCAUGCGUCCACGGGCCCAGGCCCUGCGUGCGGUACCCAGGCCUUAGGCGCACCCCCGCCAGGUGGGUGGCCUCCCUGGGUGCCCACUGGGCCCUCGGCCUUUACCCAGUCCCGUCCCCUCACCCAAGCAUGUCCAGUGGGGGCACCCCUCCUGCCUGCCCCAGGCUCCUGGACCCCAGUCCUGCACUCUGCCAGGCCCCUC